Dermatophagoides farinae (American house dust mite) is the source of this 2017-nucleotide messenger RNA. It is a transcript of the gene Ddx56, whose product is annotated as putative ATP-dependent RNA helicase DDX56. Gene Ontology annotation, cellular component: cytosol. Lineage: Eukaryota; Metazoa; Arthropoda; Arachnida; Sarcoptiformes; Pyroglyphidae. The record is from RefSeq and is a predicted model, not a curated record. Gene Ontology annotation, molecular function: RNA helicase activity; nucleic acid binding; ATP binding.
CCCAAAUUGUUGUCGUGUUGAAUCGAAUCAAAACCAAUACACACGUGCUGUGUUCAUUUGAUUUCAAUAGCAAAAAUUUUAUUUUUAAAUGAUGGAUGACGAUAAUCAAAAUGCGAAUCUGAUACAAGAUGAUGGUGAUGAAGAGGAAGACGAAGAAGAAAUUGAAUCAUUUGAAUCGAUGGGUUUGGAUCAGAAAUUAUUACAUGCUAUUGCCAAUGUUGGAUGGCGAAAACCGACGCUUAUACAGGCUAAAGCUAUACCAUUAGCGCUUGAAGGUCAUGAUAUAUUGGCACGGGCACGUACAGGUACGGGUAAAACUGGAGCAUUUACAAUUCCGAUUGUAGAAAAAAUUUUAGCUGCUAAAAAAUUCGCCACCACCACGAAUACCGUUUCACGAAUUCGAGCAUUGAUUUUAGCACCAUCCAAAGAACUUUGUAAUCAAAUUUGUAAGAACUUCGAUGAGCUAACAAAAUUCUGUCGACGGGAUAUAAGUGUUAUGGACAUUUCUCAUGGAAGCGUUGAGGAGAAACGUGAUUUUCUCAGUAUCGAACGGCCAGAUAUAUUGAUUGCAACACCGAAAAAAAUUGUCGAAUAUUUUCAAACAAAAACAUUGAAUGAUAUAAAAAAGCAAUUGGAUUUUCUUGUCAUUGAUGAAUCGGAUCUAAUGUUUUCAUUUGGUUAUCAUGAAGAUUUGCUUCAAGUUUUCAACCAUAUACCAUCGACAGGCGUACAACGUUUUCUAAUGUCAGCUACAUUGAAUACGGAUGUGAAAGAAUUGAAAAAACUGAUACUAAAUAAUCCUGUAAUAUUGAAGCUAGAAGAACCAGACCUACCAGAAUCGGAUCGUUUACAACAAUAUCAUAUUGAAGUGUUUGAUGAUGAAGAAAAAUUUGUCCUUAUCAAUGCUUUACUUAAAUUAGGUUUAAUUGUUGGUAAAACAAUCAUAUUUGUAAACGAUGUUGAUCGUUGCUAUCGUCUACGUUUGGUACUUGAACAAUUUGGUAUUCGUACCUGUGUACUGAAUUCUGAAUUGCCUAUUGCAUCAAGAUGUCAUGUAGUGGAACAAUUCAAUAAUGGACAAUAUGAUAUAAUUAUUGCUAGUGAUGAAAAAUGUAUAAUGGAUCCUAAUACACGUGAUAUAAUGAUGAAGAGGAAAAAGGUGAAAAAAUUGACAAAGAAAACAACUACUGCCACUGCCACUGAUACGAGCAGUGAAUCAAGUGUUGCACGUGGAAUUGACUUUAAAUUUGUAUCAAAUAUUAUUAAUUUUGAUUUCCCCACUACUAUCGACUCAUAUAUACAUCGUGUUGGACGUACAGCACGUGGUCCCGAUUCAGAUUCUGACGGAACUGUAUUGUCGCUAGUCAGUCCAACAGAACAACAAUAUUUUCGUCGUGUUAGCCGUAGAUUUCAACAACAUCGAGACGGUAAUGGAAAUCUACGUCCAUAUCAAUUUCGAAUGGAUGAAUUGGAAGCAUUCCGUUAUCGUACAAGAGAUGCAUUACGUGCCGUUACGACUAUCGCUAUACGUGAAGCAAGAUUACGAGAACUGCGUCGUGAAAUGCUUCAAUCCAAACAAUUACAAUCAUUUUUCCAAAAUCAUCCAAAAGAUCAUAAACUAUUAAAAUUUGACCGCCCAUUAAAUGUAAUAAAAUCCGCUCAUGGUAAUCGGUCACAUUUACGAGAUGUACCUGAUUAUAUUGUACCGAAAACAUUGCAAACAGCCGUACGUAGUAAACGUGAAAAUCGCCGUAUCGAACAACAAGCAUUAAUGAAUUAUGAACCGCCGAAACGAAAGAAACGGAAAUCAAAUCGAAUGGUAAACAAAAAUAAACAGCAGACAAAAUCCUUGAAUGAUCCAUUGAAAACAUUUCGAAUGAAUGCCAUACAACGAUAUAAGAACAAGAAACGAAAUAAAUCACGAAACAAGUGAUGAUUUUUCGACAUUCGAUUCUUUCAAUGUUUUUCAUUUGUUCAUUCUUUUUAAUAUAAUAAAAAAAAAUUCAAAGAAAAAGAA